Coniophora puteana RWD-64-598 SS2 is the source of this 1020-nucleotide messenger RNA. Its product is annotated as terpenoid synthase. The transcript has 4 exons. The record is from RefSeq and is a predicted model, not a curated record. The coding region runs from base 1 to 1020 and encodes 339 amino acids. Lineage: Eukaryota; Fungi; Basidiomycota; Agaricomycetes; Boletales; Coniophoraceae.
AUGACCGCCUGGCCUUGGCCUAGACGGGUCAGCCCGCAUCUCGAGAAAGUCGGAAAAGAAGCAACAGAGUGGCUCCACAGCCUCGCGCCUUUUAACCCCAAGUCGCUGGCUGCAUUCAACAAGUGCAACUUUUGUCUUCUGGCGGCGCUAUCGUACCCGCAGCUUGAUGAAUCUCAUUUCCGGACGGCAUGCGAUCUCAUCUUUUUCUUCUUCGUUGUGGACGAAUACACAGACGUCGGAAGCGCACCGGUUGUGCAAGAACUUGUGAAUGUUAUGAUGAACGCUUUUGAACAUCCGCAUGAGCCAAGGCCAGAGGGAGAGUCUAUUCUGGGAGAGCUGUCGCGGCAGUUCUGGGCGCGAGCGAUAAAGAUUAUAACACCUGAAGCGCAGCGCCACUUCAUGGACAGUGUUACGCAGUACCUCAAGAGCGUUGUCACGCAGGCUGCAGACAGAGACGCCAAUGUCUGCAGAAAUAUUCACGAGUACCUGCUUGUACGGCGGGAAACUGUUGGCGUCCGCGUAGCUUUCACACCAGCUGAGGCGCCAUUGAGCAUACCCGACGACAUAUUCUUCCAUCCUUCCCUUCAGGCGUUGUCAGAUUGCGUUAUAGAGCUUGUCAUCAUCGACAAUGAUAUAGUAUCAUACAACCGUGAGCAGACGACUGGCGAUGAGAACCACAACCUCAUCACCGUGGUCCGUCGCGAGCUCGGAUGUAGCCUAGACGACGCAUUUGUCUGGGCAGCAAGAUAUCACGCUGAGAUACAGGAGCGUUUUCACUCUCGCAUGGGGAGCUUACCAUCAUGGGGGCCUCGGAUGGAUGAUGAGGUGAAACAGUAUGUAGAAGGUAUGGCGUAUUGGGUGCGGGGCAACCAUGCUUGGAGCUACGAGGGACAGAGGUACUUUGGAUCGAGAGGAGUCGAGAUUCAAAAAACGCGGAAAGUUCCGCUUCUCGACAAGGUCGACAAAUCAGGAUCGACGGCGAAGGAGCAGGAGGUCAUGGUAGACGUGAUGUAUUUCUGA